AUGAAGCGUACCGCCGCCGCCGCCGCCGCCGCCGCCGCCGCCGCCGCCGCUCAGGCCGUACCGCCCGAGGACGUGGCGCUUGGCCCCAGUAUCAGCGAAGAGCCAGAGGCCCAAGAAGUUGUGGACAAUGUACCCGUGGCCGAGGAUGAGGAACUCGCUUCAACUCGUGAAGAUGAGUAUCUAGAGGGCUUUGAUGCCGAUGUAACGGUCAUCGCCGAGGAAGAUGAGGACGAGGCGCUCGACGUGAGCUGUGAGAAAGAGACAGCCGGUCCCGUUGAAGAGCAUCUCGAAGACCUGUUUGGGGAUGAGACGACUGAAGUACACCCGUCCGUGGCGGCAGCUGCCGCCGCGCUGGCUGCCCAUCAACUGGCGGAGGAGCAAGCCGAGGUAGUGACAGAGGACGACCACCUCAGCGUGGUCAGCCUCGACUUUCACGACGAAUACUGCGAAACGGAACUUGAACUUGAAUACUCGGACGCAGACACAUACGACGACGAUGAUCCUCGCGAAGCCUACGAACACUUUUGUCGCACGCACGAUAUUCCUCCACUUCGCGUGUACACGGACCAGUGCCAGGAGCCGUGCAUUCGACUACACUACGUCCCCGUCAAUCUGCUCCAGGCCCAGGGUUUGGCCGCAGCGUUUGCCGUGGCUCACUCCCUGACCGCCCUUGACCUGCAAGAUUGCCAACUCAAGGAUGCAGGUCUUUCCGCCAUUCUGCACGCCCUUCAAGAUCACAACGCUCUCUGCUACCUUGACAUUUCGUGGAACUCAAUUCGAUCCGGCGCCGUCAGUGCACUCACCGACCUGCUGGCCAGCAGAGCCAGCCUGCAGACCUUGAAGAUUGCCGGUUGUGGCCUGAACGAUGCUCACAUUGAAAGCCUGGCUGAGCCAUUGUCCGACCAUUCAUCGUGCGUUCCGAAGAUGUUUGCUCAAAAGCAUGACAUUCUUGAUCUUCUCGAUGAGAUCUGUUGCCUUACCGAAAGUGAAUCUGAUAAAGCGCUUGCCCAGAUUACCAACUCGGACCUCGUGUAUCUGGACCUGUCCUGGAAUCAAUUGCGUGAUCGCACCGCCAUUGAGACGGUUCACUCGCUUCGUAACAGCGUCACGCUCAAAGUGGUCAAGUUGGACUGGAAUGGCCUUGCUGAUAGUGGAGGCCUGGCUGUAGCAGAUUGCGUGCGCAACAACUCCACCAUAGAGGAGCUCUCCGUGCGCGCCAAUCGUAUCUCGCGCGAUGCCGCCGACGCAAUUGCCAGUGUCCUCAAGAGCAACACAUCUUUGCACCGGCUGGAUCUUUCCCUCAAUCCGAUCAACCUCAACGUGGUGGAUACCCUUUUCGCUUCGAUGAAGACAAAUCGCAACUUGCAGUCUGUUUUGCUGGAGAAAGUUCCCAUCUCAUUCGAGCUUCGAGCUCAGCUGAAGAAAAUGGUCACGCCUUCUGAAAAACUAUCCUCGCUGCGCAACGAACUUGCCACUAGCGAGGCAGAAAACAUCAAGCUACAUCAGGAGCAAUGCUGCCUCAAACAUUGGACGGCCUUGGAAAAGUCGCUGGAAGACCUGGGUAGCUCUAAAAAUGAGCUGCGCUCGGCCGUAGUGCAACUCCUGCAGCAAUGCGUUCAGUCUGUGCGCUUAUCCCACUCCGCCACCGAGGCCACUGCAGCUCACAAAGAAGCUGAGGAGCUAUGGCAAGGACUGCUCAAUCUUCUUGAGCAAUUGCCGACCGGCACUGCCGUCCGAGACUUUUGUAAACUGCAACGCAAGAUGGAUCCUCUCGCGACCGCGUCCUCCGUGAAGCUUUUGCAACCACGUCUACAAAGCUUGGCACGGGCUGCUGAGCGCGAAGCGGCUCAAAAAGCAUACCGACGGCCCGAGACGUUUGGCACCAUGCCUGAAAAGACUGUGGUGCAGGAGGAUUUGAGCGAGCAAGAUGAGCUGCAUGACCUUGUUGAGCACGGCGUCGAGGCAGGUACUGUGAACCACCAAGCACAAGCCGCCGACAUUGAGGCGAAAGAAACCUAUGCCUCGGCCAUGGGUCUCUCCCUUGAGGAUGAUGUGGUGGCACUCCCCGAAGGCACCCAUGAGCUUUCGGCUUGCAUCUUGGCUGUGGAGGCCGUGCAGCGGGCUGUUGAGGAACACGUCCGAUCACGCAGCCUCGAGGAUGAUUCGCAGGCCCUGCAGACCUUGGUUCGGAAAUGCCUCAUAGACCACGCCCAUGGACAGCUGAAUGUGGAGGAGCUGACAUCCAUCCUCGUGGCGUUGGGAAAAGCACGUUACCGGGCCAACCACGCCGGCAGCCUGAAAGGACUCACCUUUGGCAUCUUGCCACACACCCGUGUCCAACAGGCCGAUGAAACACUUGAAGCGGACAUGGAUGAAGGCCUGCGACCCGACCUGGAGGUCGUCGUCGACGAUCACACUGGCGGCGACUUUGUGGGCAAGGAUCCUUGGCGGGUAGUUGAGGAAUUCAUCGAGCGACACAAGUUGCGUCUAGCCGACCUGUUUCGGCGCUUUGACAAGGACGGCAACGGCACGCUUUCGCCAACCGAAAUCCGCCAGGGCAUUGCAGAGAGUGGCAUGCAGCUAGCUCCGGAACAGAUUGAGGACAUGAUUGAGGAAUUGGACCGUGAUGGUGAUGGAAAUGUAGACUACCGCGAGAUGGAUGUCACGCGCCGCAUUCGCAAGACUAAAAUGGCCAACGAAUUUUAUCAGAUAUCGAGCAGCACCUCACCGGGUGUGCCCUGUGGCCACCUCGCGCCGCGAGCACAGAAGGUUGGCAAGCUGCAAGCUACCCCUUUUGGUGAUAAUUCUGUAGUACAAGAUAUUAUGAAGACAAUGGCCUCGGACAUCGUGGGCGUGACGGGCGGCGGUAUCCAUCUGCGCCGCAGGUCCUCUGUAGCCAGCUAG
Messenger RNA from Monosiga brevicollis MX1, 2904 nucleotides. RefSeq lists its product as uncharacterized. The coding region runs from base 1 to 2904 and encodes 967 amino acids. The transcript is spliced from 23 exons. Gene Ontology annotation, molecular function: protein binding; calcium ion binding. Lineage: Eukaryota; Choanoflagellata; Craspedida; Salpingoecidae. The record is from RefSeq and is a predicted model, not a curated record.